Messenger RNA from Portunus trituberculatus (swimming crab), 5580 nucleotides. Its product is annotated as monocarboxylate transporter 5-like. NCBI's taxonomy places the organism in Eukaryota, Metazoa, Arthropoda, Malacostraca, Decapoda, Portunidae. The record is from RefSeq and is a predicted model, not a curated record. Gene Ontology annotation, molecular function: monocarboxylic acid transmembrane transporter activity. Gene Ontology annotation, biological process: transmembrane transport; monocarboxylic acid transport. The transcript is spliced from 16 exons. The coding region runs from base 377 to 2569 and encodes 730 amino acids.
CAGCUUGCCAGUAAUCACUUUGGGAAGGGUGGGAUCGUGUAAGCACCAAGAAUACACCCGCACAGACUUUUCAACAAGUAAAUUAUAUCGUCUGGAACCGAGCAUCGCAUAGCUUGGGUAGUGCCAAGGGUGUUACUACUCCACUUGGUCAGAGAGUCGUUGUGUCGGUGAGUGGUGCCAGAGACGGUCGCUUGGAGGCUUGUGUAUAUACACGAACGGUAGUCUAUCGUUUCACGCGGCCUUGGACUAAGUCAUGAGGCCAGCAGCGUGUGAGUGUUGAGCUCAUAAGGGCUGCUAGUGUCCUGUGCCCCGCGUGUGAGCAGGGGUUGAUCUCCCUCAUCGCUGCCUGUCCUUCUCCUCCUUCAUCGUCGCUGUCAUGCAGGGGAAGACAGGAUCGUCAGGAAGAAUGAAGACCGAGCGCAGUGUGGUGUUCAGCCCCAGCGUCACCCUCCUGGACACAAACAUGGACGACUCCCACACUCCCGCCAAGGAUCCUUCCUCCGAACCCGCCAAGUUCCAGUUCCAGAUCGGUGCCAGCGACGAGGAAUUCGAUGAGCCCGAAGUGGAGAUAGUGGUGGCGACCCACGUGGUACCCCCAGACGGAGGAUGGGGCUGGGUGGUAGUAGCGGCCUCCUUCAUGUGUAAUGCUGUGGUGGACGGCAUCAUAUUUUCUUGUGGAAUGUUGCUACAUCUAUUUAAAGAGGAAUUUGGGGUGUCUACCUCAGACGUGGCCUGGGUCAGCUCCCUCCUUGGGGGAUUUUACCUCAUUGUUGGUCCAUUUGUGUCGGCCUUAGCUAAUGCCUACGGGUUCCGAACCGUUUGCAUAUUGGGUGGAGUGAUUUCUUCAGUGGCCUUUGGGAUUUCUUCCUUUGCCACCUCCAUUUACUACCUCCAGUUUACAUUUGGAAUCGUCGGUGGUAUUGGGUUUGGGCUGAUAUAUGUACCAGCUGUGAUUGCUACUGGGUUUUAUUUUGAGAAGCGACGGGCACUGGCCACUGGCAUUGCUGUAUGUGGGUCAGGCAUUGGCACCUUUAUAUUUGCUGCACUCAACAGUUUCCUUAUCCCAUCCUUUGGUUGGCGAUGGACCCUUGUGGUGUAUGCAGGAAUCACUCUGAGCUGUGUAGUGUUUGGUUUGGCCUUCCGCCCCCUCAAACCAACCACUAAAUUCACAACUGAUGACCUGGAGCCACCUGGCACCCCUUUGCUCAUGAGAAUCAAGCGUGCAAGGGAUGAACAGAUGAAACAAUGUGCAUCUGCCUUGUCCAUGACCUCUAUGAACUCCAAGACUCCCUCUAGAGCAAACCUGGAAGAACCCUUCUAUGAUGGGGAACCAGGGAAAAUGGCAACAAAUAAGAUGGUGGCAAAGACUCUGCUGGAAAGGCAUGGAGGCAACAUGCACAAGCGAUACAGCUUCCCAGGUAUUGUGGUGACAAGCCCUGAGCCCAUCAAGGAAGAAACUGAAACUCCUCUCAUUGAGUGCAGUGAUGGUGUGAAAGAAGAUGUCAACAAGCAGGAUGAGAAUAGAGUGCUUGAUGACAACAAAAAUGAAACUCAGAUGAAGAAUGAGGCUAAGGAGACUGAGGCCAAUGGCACCAUCCCUAAUUAUAACCCUGAGAAUGAUGGCACUAGUCCUUGUCCUCGAAACAAGAGUGCUCCAGUCUUGGCACAAACAAACCUUCUUUCUGUGGAGCACCUACGGCGGCCCUCAAAGCUGGCUUUGCGUACGGAGACGGCACGGCCAUUCUAUCGUGAUGAUAUCUUCUACUCAGGAUCAAUGUGUCGUCUUCCACAGUACAAGAGCUCAGAGUCAGUUGAGAAGUACCACCAGUCAGUGACACAGCUGCCACCAAUGAAGGAGAUAGUGGAGGAGGAAGAGGAAAGGAACAGGUGCAAAUGCUGUCCUGUUUCCAUCACCAACAUAAUCUCCCGCAUGUUUGACCUCUCUCUCCUCUCCUCUCCUACUUUCAUUAUGUUGGGAUUGGCUGGAUUUAUGAGUCUCAUGGCUCUCUUCAUUCCCUUCAUGUUCUUACCAGGUUAUGCAGAACAGCAAGGGAUAAGUGAGAAUUCCAUUGCCACCCUUGUAUCUACCAUUGGUAUCACCAAUACCAUUGGUAGGAUUGUGUGUGGCUGGGUCUCCGAUCAUCCUAAGGUAGAUGCUCUGUAUGUGAACAACUUUUCCCUCAUGUUGGGAGGUGGAGCAACCAUGCUUCUUCCAAUGAUUGUCAAUGAGUCACUCCUGCUGGCAUACUCUGUGGCCUUUGGGUUAUCUGUAGCUGCAUUUGCUUCUUUGCGCUCCAUUCUUCUUGUCGAGUUACUUGGGUUGGAAAAGUUAACUAAUGCCUUUGGUCUCCUGCUUCUAUUCCAAGGCAUUGCAGGCAUCUUUGGAAGUCCAGUAGCAGGUGCAUUUGUGGAUCUUACAAAGACGUAUGAUAUUAGCUUCUAUGUAUUUGGCGGAUUGUUUGCCUUGUCUGGAGUUAUGUGCAUUCCCCUCCGGUACAUCAAAGAAUGGGAAGAAAAGAGAAACAAGAGGAAGCACCAAGAGUGUAAUGCAAUAGAAAUGAAAGCUUGAAUUAAAAAGAGACUCCACAAUGUCAGUGAAAGAAAUGAGUGAUGCAUAAACAGUUCUUGAUCUGUUUUUGUUGAUUCAUAUAGACAAUUUCAUGGACUUUGUGAAUGUUGAAGCCAUCUUGUGUAUUGUUUGAUACAACUUUAUGCUUCAGAUACAAAACUGAUUUUCUUAUUGACAAGCUUGGAACACCUGAAAAGUUUUUAAUUUGUGUGAAAACAAACUUGUGCAAUGCUUGGGUAAUUUUAUAAAGAUUUUUUUUUAAGAACAGUACAAGCAAGCACAGCUAUGCACUUAAUUAAGUUACUAGAUAGGAGAAUAAAGCACAUAAAUAAGUUUUCAAACUUUAAGAAAGAUGUUAGGUGAGCAGUUAUGUUUAAGUUUACCCAUCAUAUUAUUAUUGGCUUGUUCAUAGCAUAUGAUUAUGCUACAUAGGAAGGAAGCUUAUCAUCUGCUGUUUCACUUUAGAGAAAAGAUGAUAGGCACUUAAGAUGUAACUGCUCAUUCAACAUCUUUUAUGUUAGUGUACUUGUUUGUAUAUAUCUACGCUUAGAAAUAAUGUAUAUUGCAUACAUGUGUAUGCCAUGUAAAAACAAAGAACAAGAUUCCAAGUAUAUGCUAGAUACAGUGGAACAAAAAAAUGUGAAUGUGUAUUGACUAUUAUUUACUUAUCAUCUCCAUAUUGGUCAAAAUACAAAAUAAAAAUCAUACUGUAAUUAAAAAUAACAUUUACAAAGUUUACAUUAGAUUUGGCACAUUGUUUCAUAUUCAUGUCAAUAUCAUUCAUCAUCAUGUGGUAGUCAUUUAAACCCCAACACUCAUUAAUUCAGUAUUCACUUCAUUCACUGUAUAAUAUCAUUCUCUUUACUUGCUUUUCACUUGCUAAAGAUGAGUUCUUAUCAUUUUAUUUUUACCUCUCAGUUUGUUACCUCUGUUUAUAAUGUGCUCUUUUCUAAUGUAUGUAGUGCCAUAAAUUUGAUCUUUCAUCUGGGAUUAAUGUGCAUCAGAUUGAUGCAUGUGGGUCCGUUCCCAUUUUAGUACAUAUAGCAUUGUUAAAUUUCUAACAUGCUGAGGUACAAAACUAUUUCUAUGAAUUUUGAAUUUAUGUGAUAUUUAAGAACAAAAGACACCCAUGAAAAGUACUGCUCACUGGAGGGAAGGAACAUGCCAUUUAUAGUUCACUCAAAUAAAUUAAGAGUCUAGAUUUCUAGUGGUUAGUUGUUGCAAAGUAAGCAUAUUUUUUAUAGCAGACCUAUUAUGUUAGGAUUUCAUAAUCAUCAUAGAUUUAGUCUACCAUUAUAUUCAUAUAUGUAUAAGGGUACAUUAAUUAACUAUUAGUAAUGUGUGAUAAAAUAGAGACUGUUUGUCACUGUCUCUUUUCACUUAAUCAAUGCAAUUCUGCUUACCGGUGUUGAUGAACAAGUGAAAAACAGUCCGUUUCAACCUCAUGUCAUGAGCAACUAUGGAAACUAAAGCAAGUCUUCUUGUGAUAAAGAAAGGCUAACUCUGUACUUUCAUGAUCUGCCUUUUUGCCUAAUUGUCAUAAUUUUGUUAUGAAUCACUAUAAAGAAAUGACAUUCAUUGAUAUGUGAGCAUUGGAGAAUGCUGACAUCGUAAUUCCAUAAACAUUAUAUAUAUAUAUAUAUAUAUAUAUAUAUAUAUAUAUAUAUAUAUAUAUAUAUAUAUAUAUAUAUAUAUAUAUAUAUAUAUAAUAUACAAUUUAUUGUACUUAUGCAUGGCUUUUGUGGAACUGAUAAAGCGCUUAUUUUUCAUUGAUAAUUGAUAAUCAUUACUGACACUGAAAGACAUAGUAUGUACUUCAAACCAUCAGUAUGACAUCAGUGUAAUGUUAAAGCAUGCAGUUAUAUAUUUAGUAUAAAGAUCAUACCAGCACAUGCCACAACUAAACUUGAAUGGUAAGCUGCAUUAUUGUAUACAAAAUUACUACCUUACAUUUGGCAUCUAACUAUUUAAGAUGACAAUGUUUCACAUUAUGUAUUGAAUGUUUCUUGUACUGAAACUCCAAUGUUAUCAAAACUUAUCUUGGAUAUUUUUUUUCUUUCUUAAACAAUAUACAAUAUUCUUAUGAUGAAUCUUAACAUAUUGACAAAGAACUAUAGCUUCUUCUAUAUUCUCAGCUAUAAUGCUUUUUAUUCUGUAUUUACUUAAAAUGUGCAAUUUUUCCAUUAUUGAGAUAAGUCUAGUGUGAUAUAAUGUUGAUAUUAAGGCAUUUGAGUGAUUCAUCAUGAGUUGAAAUAUAUUUAGUUAGCUCUUGUUAUCAUUAUUAUGCUUUCAUAGUUGAGACUGAACAACGAACUAGAAUGUUUCCCAGCAACGUUAGAGCUGCAUUACCUAUUUGUUUUAUAUUACUAGAUUUUUACUUUAUUUAUAAUAAGAAUAUAUAAAAGUUGCCAUAUGCGUUAGUAGAGGGACAAAGAGAGGGCAUGCGAUGUCCUGGAACAGAGUUCAGUUUAGUGUCCCCAUCUCAAGAUGAUAACACAAGGCAAGUUAAUUGAUAUUUUGGCGCUUGAUAAUUCGCCUAAAUGCGCCUCCGCUCCACCCUGCUCAAGGGGCGGUGUGCUGCUGGUCUUGUGCAAUAUAAUGAAUAACAAUUAUAUACAUCAUACAGUUGGUUGAUGGUGUGUCAUUCAUGUGUAUGGUAACCUUCUCGAGUAUAUUGGACAAAACUGCAACAAGAACAAAUAGAGGACAUGUUACAAGGGGAUAUACAUUUAUUUAUUUUCUAUCUUUUGUUAUUAUUAUUCUUUUAGUUUUGUUAAAGAUGCAAUAACUUAGUAAUGUAAUCCAGGAGUGUUGUUUCGGGUAAGAGUAGCAACAAGGUAGCUACACCUUUUCAUCUAGGUCAGUUCCUGCAUUCAAAGCAUCGAUUAUAGCAUAUGUAUAUAGUCAUGUAGGGUUUUGAACUUUUAUACUGUACUUCGUCGUCCUGUACAGGUGCGACUUUAAAGGCAGCAUUGAUCUUGUAUCUUGAAAAAAAAAAAGUAAAAAGUUAA